Paramecium pentaurelia is the source of this 1470-nucleotide messenger RNA. NCBI's taxonomy places the organism in Eukaryota, Ciliophora, Oligohymenophorea, Peniculida, Parameciidae. The record is from the annotation of a GenBank genome assembly.
AUGAAAUUUUUUAAUGAUCUCAAAUGGAAGUUUGAUGAAAAAGGGUUAGAAGAGAAAUAUUAGAUAGAUAAAGCAAAUGAAAUCAAAAAGCCAGUCUUUUAAUUUAUACUUUUGCUUUCUUUCUGUUCCAAUGUUACAGUAUUAGCACUACACUUUUUUUUUACACCUAUAGAAACUUGGUAUAUAAAUGCUAUAUUAACUGCCCUUACAAUAAUUUAAGUUAUAAUUAUACUUAUAUUUAAACAGCUUCAAUAUAUAUAAAUUGGAUUAACAUUUAGCAGUAUUACUAUAGGAAUUUUAUAACUUAAUGUUGACCCUUUAAAUACUACUUAGAGUGAAUUUUAUGUAUAUGGCUGUAUAUUUAUGUAAUUUCAAGCAGUGUUAUUUAUGAUUUCCAAUUUAAAUCAUGCUUUUUUUUAAGUAAUUUGUAGCUUGGCUAUAAGAACAUCAAUUACUUCAAUAUAUUCAAAUAGACCAGAUUAUUUAUCUAUAUUUGUAGGUGCUUUUGGAUGUAUAUUAAUUCUAAUAGCAAUAUAUGUAAAUGAUAAAAAUUCUAGAAGAUAUUUUAUAUAAAAUUUGAAAGAGAACAAUCUAAGAAGAUUAGGAAAAUUUUUAUUAAGCAAACCAUAUAUUAAAAUAUAAUUUAUUGAAGAUUAAUAGAUUUUUUAAUUGCUAAGUUAAAGUAGAAUUAACAAGUUUCCAGGAUAUAAUUCAGAAUUAUGUUAUGGUUGUAAUUCAAGAAAUAUUUUAAGAAAUUACAAAUCUGAUAUUGGAAGAUUAGAAUAGAUUUUAUUAAAUUAGCCAUAAUUAAUUAAAUUUGGCAGUGUUUUAAUAGUAAAGUGUGAAAAAGUUAGAUUUAUAAUAAAAGUUUGUGCUAUAGAUCCAUAAUAGCGCUAGUAUUUAAUUAUUUUUUAAGAAUAUAUAUAGACAAUUGUAAAGGUUUUAGAAUAAGAAAAAGAAUAAAUAAAAUUAAAAGAUUUCUUAAAAUAAAAUCAAGGGUUUUAUCAUUAAAAAGUAUUUAAUUUAGGGGCAUUUAGUGUAUUAUUUUUAAAUAAAUAAGUUCUUAAGAGAAUCGAGUUCAAAUAACUAUUAUAAAAAAUUAUAAGAAUAUAUUAAAGUAAAUUUUUCCCAAAUAUUGAAAUCGAAAUAUAAGUUAAAGAUACUUAACUAUAUAUUUGUUAAUAUUUACAUUAAUUAAGAAUCUUCUUAAUUUAAAUCGUUGAAAUUAUAUCAGAAAUCACUUUAAAAGAUAAAGAGAAAGUUCUCAUUUAUAUUAAUCAAAAUCUCAAUAAUAUUGAAAUGAAGUUAGAAGGAUUGAAUUAAUAACUAUUUGAAUAAUAAUACAAUUAAAAUUAUUUUAUAAGAAAGAUUUAAAGUGUAUUAUUGGAUGAUUGCUAAUUUAAUGAAAAUGAUUCAACAUUUUUAUUCAUAAAUUAUCCAUUGGGGACAUUCUAUUAAAAAAAUAAGUGA